Messenger RNA from Drosophila simulans, 4443 nucleotides. It is a transcript of the gene Lztr1, whose product is annotated as leucine-zipper-like transcriptional regulator 1 homolog. The record is from RefSeq and is a predicted model, not a curated record. Gene Ontology annotation, molecular function: protein binding. Gene Ontology annotation, cellular component: Golgi apparatus. The coding region runs from base 172 to 3096 and encodes 974 amino acids. NCBI's taxonomy places the organism in Eukaryota, Metazoa, Arthropoda, Insecta, Diptera, Drosophilidae. The transcript has 6 exons.
GAAAUAUACCAAAUACCGUAGCUAUACUGUUGCGUUAUCGAUAGGCGAUAACAGGUACGAGUUAAGCUGCAAAUGUAUACAAUUGCAUAUAAUAUCUGGAAUUUGUGAAAACCGGAGCGCGAUUACCCACAACGAGGACGACGGAGGAUCCUUCCGGCGUGUGAUGAAUUAAUGCUAAAGUCGAUCAGCGGAGGCGUUGGCGUGGCAUCCACGGAAAGAGGCGGUGGCGGAGGAGGCGUCGGAGGAGGUGGAGCAGGAGGAAGCGCCUCUGGGAGCAGGAGUACCAGCGGAAGCGGGCGCGCUAGCUGUGGGCUGGGCUCCAGUUCGAUAUCCAGUGGAUUGAGUGCGGUGUGCGGAUUUGUGACCGGAGCUAGUGGCGGAGGUGGAUUUGAGCGGGAUCGCGACAGGGACAGAGGAUUAGCCAACAGCAGCGGUGGCAGCACUCCUGCCGGGAUCCUCUAUUGCCCCGCCUGUAUGGCAGCUGCCAAUCAGCAGAGUCCCAGCCAGAAUUCGAGUCCGCACCACGAGAGUUUCUUCUUACGCAGCUCCUUCAAGUCGAGCAAACGGAACAAGGCCAGGAAAAGCGCCUCCACCGCCGGCUGCUUAGACGCCCAGCACAUACGGGCAAAUCUCCGAAUGUCCAUGUCCAGUUCAAUGAGAGGCUCUAGAGGGAAUAGCGGUGCUGGAGCGGCCUCUUCGCAUCCUCCGGGCAGCAGCUGCAGCAGCGGACCAGGAGGAUCGGGAUGCAGUAUGGCAUAUGACGCGGCAAGCAAUGCCAGCAGUGGAAGUGGCAGUGGAAGCGGAAAGGCCACUUCCCCGGGCAGCUACAGCUGCAAUGCCCUGAACGUGGACUUCACCUCCUACACGGCCACGCAUCAGUGGACCAGGAUGCUCGAAUGCGCCGAGUUCGUGGGCGCCAAGCGAAGCAAGCACACCGUGGUGGCCUACAAGGAUGCGAUGUUUGUAUUCGGAGGCGACAACGGCAAGAACAUGCUGAACGACCUGAUUCGCUUCGGCGUUAAGGACAAGUCAUGGGGCCGCGCAUGUGCAACAGGAACUCCACCUGCUCCGCGAUACCACCACUCGGCGGUGGUGGCCGGCAGCUCAAUGUUCAUCUUUGGGGGCUACACCGGCGACAUUCACUCCAACUCAAACUUGACCAACAAGAACGAUCUGUUCGAAUACAAGUUCCAGAGCGCCAUGUGGGUGGAAUGGAAGUUCUCCGGACGCCAGCCGGUUCCUCGAUCCGCUCACGGAGCAGCCGUAUAUGACAACAAAAUGUGGAUCUAUGCGGGCUACGAUGGCAAUGCUCGGCUGAAUGACAUGUGGACGCUAAACCUCACCGAUGAAAAUCAGUGGGAGGAGGUGGAUCAGCUGGGCGAUCGUCCGCCCACCUGCUGCAAUUUCCCGGUGGCUGUGGCCAGGGACGCCAUGUACGUCUUUUCGGGGCAGAGUGGCUUGCAGAUAACGAACUCGCUCUUUGAGUUCCACUUCAAAACGCGCACUUGGCGACGCAUUUCCAAUGAGCCCGUCUUGCGAGGCGCUACCUCAGCUCCGCCCUCGCGACGCUAUGGCCACACGAUGGUGCAUCACGAUCGGUUCCUGUAUGUCUUCGGGGGAUCGGCGGACUCAACGCUGCCCAACGAUCUACACUGCUACGACCUAGACUCGCAGGUCUGGUCCGUCAUCUUGCCGGAACAGAAUUCGGAUGUGCCUUCGGGUAGGGUGUUCCACGCCUCGGCCGUCAUCUGCGAUGCCAUGUAUAUAUUUGGCGGAACCGUGGACAAUAGUGUGAGAAGGGGCGACACCUAUCGCUUCCAGUUCUCGUCGUACCCGAAGUGCACGCUGCGCGAUGACUUCGGAAAAUUCUUCCAGGACAAACAGUUCUGCGAUAUUCAGUUUAUUGUCGGAGCGGAGGAGAUUCGCAUACUAGCACACAUCGCCUUUGUGGCGGCACGCUCGAAGUAUCUGAGGAACAAAAUUUUGGCUGCCCGGGAGGCACGCCAGCAGCAGAUGGAGAAGGUCUACGGGGUGGGCCAGGUAGAUGCAUUGGCUCUGAAUGCGGGCGCGGGCGGGGACCGCGGGCCCAUGUUGGAGGUGCGACUGGCCAACGCCUCCCCCGAGGCCUUUGAAAUCAUAUUGAAUUACAUUUACACCGAUCGCAUUGACUUGAAGGACACGUACAGCAAGAACAUCAUCAUUCUGAUCACAGAUAUUUACCAACUUGCCGGUUUGUUCACCAUGCCGCGGCUGGCCCACGGCUGUAUCCAGUAUUUGGACUACAAGAUUAACAAGCUCAACGUGCUGGAGGCGCUCUACAAUGCGGAUAAGAGCAACAUUAAGAUCAUUAAGGAUCACUGCAUGCAGUUCAUCAUCAAGGAGGAGAACUUCACAGACGUGGUCAUGUCUAGUGAGUUUAGCGAUUUGGACAAGCCUCUGCUGGUCGAGAUCAUCCGCAAGCGCCUAUAUCCCAGCAAGCUGGUGAUAGAUACCAGCUAUGAAGGCAAUAUAGGAACCACUUUGGAGAUCGAUCUGUGUGCCUUUUUGGAGUCCACUGGUAACGAUUUCUGCGACAUUAGCCUUGUGCUGGAAGAUCACGUGAUACCAGCCCACAAAUCUGUGUUGUCAUCGCGCUGCACCUACUUUCAGGGCAUGUUCCGAUCCUUUAUGCCACCGGACAACACAGUCAAUAUCCAAAUUGGCGAGAUUUCUCCCUCGCUUGAGGCGUUCCACUCCCUGCUGCGCUACAUCUACUACGGCGAGACGAAGAUGCCGCCGCAGGAUGCACUUUAUCUCUUCCAGGCGCCGUGCUUCUAUGGUCUUGCCAACAAUCGGCUCCACGCAUUCUGCAAAUACUCUCUUGAGCACAACAUUACGUUCGAGAACGUGCUGCAGACGCUGGAGGCUUCGGACAUCACAAAGAUCUAUGAUAUUAAGGAGUACGCUCUCAAGCUGAUCGUCAAGGACUUUGCGAAGGUCGCAAGGCUGCCGAAAAUAGCCGGCUUGUCGCGCGAACUGUUGCUGGAGAUCAUACGCGCUGUGGCCGAUUCGCACGGCGAGUUUCUCACGCGGAUCAAUAUCAAUACAGAUAUCUGAAAACUGGUGCUGCUCCAGCCGGCAUUGCAGUUGUUGCUCGCCUGGUUGCAAAUCGGACGUAGCACGUAAUGCGGCAGUAGCGGUUGGCAGCGCCGAAUCACAUCCAUUUAUCAUUAACCGAUCCAUCUCCCAUCGAUCGUCGCACCCAUGCAUCUGGUCAGAUAUGCAUUGAGAUAUUGCAUCAGAAAGAGAGAGACGAAGCGAUCGCGACUCAUGCAGAACGGAUGUAUUGCUAUUGUUCUUAAAUGGGACGAGCGAUGGACGAGCCACUAGCAGGCGCGCUUUGAGUGAAUUACUGCAGAGUUUGCAUCGCGCAUGCUGCCUCAUAUAUAUAAACCCCCUAUAUGCACACAGUAUUAACCAAGAAUGCACCUCCAAUCGGUUCAAAUGAUAUCGCAUUGGGCUUCUCUGUCUCGAAACUAUAGGUUUUGUUAAAACACUUGAUCUUUAAACCUUAUAGCUACACUUUACCAAUUGGAUACCAAUUUUCCCUCCUAAGCAUCUAGAAGUGAACUUUGCAAUCAGACCCAGAACAAACGCGAGCAACAAAACAAUAUAAUUGCAGUCAGGGAGGUACACCGUCUUUGCUCCGAGAGGUUUAAGGGCCGAAUGGACCUUAAGUCACGAAGAUUGAACACACCCCUGCUUUAACCUGAUGAAUCCGACUAAGUCCGUACAAAGUUGUAUAUGUUGCAAAUAUACAAAUUUGAAUACCCUUGCGAAACUAGCAUGUGCUAAACUGUUUGUAGUCGAAAACCGAAUGUCUAAACUCUUUAUAAUACUAACAUUUGGUAUGCAGAUAACUUAUUUUGCAAGGGUCAUAGGCUAAUAGUCUCCGAAGUCCGAAGGUCUUCCCUUCAUGUUAUACUAAUACCCAAGUACAACUUACUAGUUGAUAUAGAUCUUAAUCUACUCGUUUUAAUUCGUAUUUAACUAUAUACAUAUAUAUAUAUACAUACAUAUAUAUAUAUGAAAGCAGUAAACUGAAUGUUAUAAGCUAAGGAACCAUUAAAGCAUCUGACACAUCAUCCACGUGAAAAAUCACCCCUAGAAAGGAACUCAAAGUUAACGUAUUUGCCAAAUUUGGAUACGAUUGUUUGAAUUUACUAUAGCGUUGUGUUUUUACUGAUUUGCCGAAAGUUCUUUCGCCUUCGAAUAUAUAUUUUAAUUCUUAUUUCCGAAAUUGUGAUAAAUCAGUUUAUUUAUGAUUGCAUUGUGACUAUUUUUAAGCAAUAUUUAAAAAUCUUGGGUUCAUUUCGAAUAUUUCCGUUAUAUUUUCGUCUUUCGUUUUAGUUGCUGUGUUCGCUAUAUGUCGAGAAUUCAGAAUAAACAAUAUUAUUAUACACA